Messenger RNA from Rana temporaria (common frog), 1560 nucleotides. Its product is annotated as N-acetyllactosaminide alpha-1,3-galactosyltransferase-like. The coding region runs from base 404 to 1330 and encodes 308 amino acids. Gene Ontology annotation, molecular function: hexosyltransferase activity. The transcript has 6 exons. Lineage: Eukaryota; Metazoa; Chordata; Amphibia; Anura; Ranidae. Gene Ontology annotation, cellular component: membrane; Golgi apparatus; vesicle. The record is from RefSeq and is a predicted model, not a curated record. Gene Ontology annotation, biological process: carbohydrate metabolic process.
UCCUUAGUUCCACUCAUUGGAGCUCACGUCAGCUUGGCUCCUAAGCACGAAACUUUUCACUGCAUCCCAGCUCUCGCCUCCGUUACUUUUGCCAAUUCCAUAAAUGCUAAAUUUGGAAUUAAAACCAGACGUGAUUUAGGAGAGGACCGAACACAAGACUUUGCCUGGAACACAGCAAGCGAGAAACACGAGAAGGAGAAGGGGGCUCCGACUAUCAGCAGCCCGGAUCUACUUUCUGACUAUCAGCAGCCCGGAUCUACUUUCCAGCCCUAAACCCACGCAUCAAACUUCUGGGAACCGAUCUCUUGAACACAUAAUUGAUGUGAGUGAACACCUCCAACAUGAGACGCCACGCCUCUCCAGAGCUUUGAGCAGUUUUUAGAAUCCUUCAGAUGCCUUGUGGAUGAAGUCAGCUGCCCAAAUGACAAGUAUGGUUAACAGAAAGAGGAUCUUCCUAUGUAUUGUGCUUUGUCUGUCUCUGACUGCCCACUUCUUUUAUGUAAAGUCUCUGAUCUGCUUUCCUAAGGUACCCGCUACAACGUCUUGGGGGGCUCCCAUCGUGUGGGAGGGAGCCUACGACUCUGAGAAGGAAAAUCGAUUCCAUCAGAAACAAAGGACCGUGGUUGGACUAUCAGUCUUUGCUGUAAAUCAGUAUCUGGAAAGUUACCUCGCUGACUUCCUUGUUUCUGCCAAUAUUUACUUUAUGCCAAACCUCUCCUGCGUGUUUUACAUCCUCACCGAUCGCCCAGAUGAUGUGCCUGAUAUUAAACUGCGUCCCGGAGUUUCCAAGGUCAUCCUCCAGAUUUCCAAGAGAAGCCGCUGGCAGGAUAUCUCUAUGCUACGCAUGCAGGACUUGCUUGACCUUGUCUUACCUCGGGCUGUAGAGCAAGUGGACUACCUCUUCUGUAUGGAUGUUGAUCAGAUAUUCACUUCCAUUUAUGGCCCAGAGGUUCUUGGUGAUCUGGUGGCACAGUUGCACUCUGGCUUCUACUUGGCCAACAAAGAAGACUUCACCUAUGAAAGGGACCCUCGAUCUGCAGCCUACAUACCUCCAGGGAAGGGGCAGUUUUAUUAUCACGCUGCCAUAUUUGGUGGCACGCCGGCGCGUCUCGUUAACCUUACCUCCAGCUGUCUGAAGGGCAUCGUAAGGGACAAGGAGCACAAUGUGGAAGCAGUGUGGCAUGACGAGAGUCAUCUCAACAGAUAUUUUGCCUUGGAAAGGCUGCCACUGAAGAUAUUGUCACCAGAGUAUUGCUGGGACAACCGAUUGUGGUUGAAAUAUCAUAAACUGGUCUGGGCAAAAAAACUAUAUUCAAAAAUAAGAUUAUAACAUAGACAGAUGAGGAGGAGGAGUCAUGACAACCAAGUGACCAGAUCAUAUACCCAUAAGGAUCUGUGGAUUUGGGUACAAAACGAGGAAGGGUUUUGACUGGAGUUCUACUUUAAGCCUAAUAGAUUCUGAUUGGUUGCCAAUUGGCAACACCAACACUUUUCCUAUCAUAAAGGUAUCGGUUUUUGCUGGUCAAUGUAUUUCUAUGGGUAGGUUGCAUUUUUGCGCCA